AUGGAUCGGAGUUGGAUAAAUUUUUUACGCACAACAAAUGAAUAUGAGAAUGGAGUGGAAGAAUUUCUUGAAUUUGCAAAUAUGAAUGUUCUGGAUAAUAAUGGAAAAUUCUACUGCCCGUGUGUUAAUUGUUUGAAUGAGAGAAAACUACCAACUGACAUUAUUCGGGAGCAUGUUCUUUGUGAUGGUUUCUUAAAGAGCUACACAAAGUGGAUAUGGCAUGGUGAAUUAAUAGACAUGCCAAGUGUAGAUGAGUCUGAAGCAGAAGAAGUUGAUUUAGAGAUGGAUGAUCGAAUGGAGGAAAUGAUUCGUGAUAUUGGACAUGAUUCCUUUCAACGUGCGAAUGUGUAUGACAAUUUGUGCAAUGACGCAGAAAAACCUCUGUACGCAGAAUGCACUAAGUAUACUCGAUUGUCAGCGGUAUUAAAAUUGUUCAAUGUGAAGGCAAGAAAUGGGUGGACUGAUAAAAGCUUCACAGAAUUACUUGAGUUGUUGAGUGACAUGCUUCCUAAAGGUAACACGUUGCCAACACGCAAUUAUGAUGCGAAGAAGAUAUUGUGUCCGAUGGGUAUGGAGUAUCAAAAAAUUCAUGCAUGCCCAAACGAUUGUGUCUUGUACAAGAAGGAGUUAGCCAUGUUACAUCAAUGUCCACGAUGUGGGGUGUCAAGAUACAAACAGAAACAUAGUAAGUUUGAAUCUGAUAGUAAGGGUCCUCCAGCAAAAGUUUUGUGGUAUCUUCCUGUAGUUCCACGGUUGAAACAUUUAUUCAGCAAUGCAAAUGAUGCAAAACUCAUGAGAUGGCAUGCAGAUGGACGUACAACAGAUGGCCAUUUGAGACAUCCGGCAGAUGGUUUGCAAUGGAAGAAAAUUGAUUCCAUGUUCCCAAAUUUCUCCAAUGAUUCAAGGAACAUUAGAUUUGGACUUGCUACAGAUGGAAUGAAUCCAUAUGGUAACUUGAGCAGUAAACAUAGUUCAUGGCCUGUUCUAUUAGUGAUUUAUAAUUUACCUCCUUGGUUGUGCAUGAAACGCAAAUAUGUUAUGUUAUCCUUGAUGAUCUCGGGUCCAAGACAACCAGGAAACGACAUUGAUAUUUAUUUAACCCCAUUAGUUGAAGAUUUGAAGAUGUUAUGGGAGGAGGGUGUUGAUAUGUUUGAUGGGUACACUAGUGAUUCAUUCAAGUUGCAUGCCAUGUUAUUUUGUACAAUCAACGACUUUCCAGCAUAUGGUAAUUUAAGUGGAUAUAGCAUUAAGGGUCACAAAGCAUGCCCUAUAUGUGAAGAAGGCACAUGUCACCAUCAACUACAACAUGGAAGGAAAACAGUAUACCUUGGACAUCGGAGAUUUCUUAGUACAAACCAUCCAUAUCGUAAAUUGAAGAAAGCAUUUAAUGGGUGUCAAGAAAAUGAAUUAGCUCCAAUGGUUUUAAGUGGGUCACAAGUGUAUGAGCGUGUGAAAGACAUUGGGGAUGUGUUUGGAAAGAUGAAAAAUAAAGGCACUUCAAGCAACAUAUGGAAGAAAAGGUCAAUUUUCUUUGAUCUCCUAUAUUGGAGGGUGCUUGAUGUGAGACAUUGUAUAGAUGUUAUGCAUGUAGAGAAAAAUGUGUGUGAUAGUAUUAUCGGAACACUCCUCAAUAUUCAAGGCAAGACGAAAGAUGGUCUAAAUGCUCGUUUGGACUUAGUUGAAAUGGGUAUAAGAGAACAAUUAGCUCCACAAUCACAUGGUAAGCGAACAUACUUGCCUCCAGCAUGUCACACAUUGUCUAAACAAGAGAAGAGAAGUUUUUGUGAGAUUUUACAAGGUGUGAAAGUUCCACUAGGUUACUCUUCCAAUUUUAAAAGACUUGUAUCCAUGAAAGAUCUAAAAUUACUUGGGUUAAAAUCUCAUGAUUGUCAUGUAUUGAUGCAACAACUUCUACCAGUGGCUAUUCGAGGCAUAUUGCCUAAGAAUGUUAGAUAUACCUUAACAAGAUUGUGCUUCUUUUUUAAUGCAAUAUGUAGUAAGGUUAUCGAUAUUGAGAAGUUGGAUCAGUUAGAAAAUGAGGCUGUACUCAUAUUGUGUCAGUUGGAGAUGUACUUUUCUCCAUCAUUCUUUGAUAUUAUGGUCCAUCUGAUUAUUCAUUUAGUCCGAGAAGUUAGAAUUUGUGGUCCAGUAUUCUUACGAUGGAUGUACCCUAUUGAACGAUACAUGAAGAUAUUGAAAGGGUAUGUAAAGAACCAAUAUCGUCCAGAAGCAUCAAUUGUUGAAAGAUAUAUUGCAGAGGAAGCUAUUGAGUUCUAUACAGACUACUUAUCACAAGUUGAAGCUAUAGGGGUACCGAAGUCUCGUUACCAUGAAAGAGGUGCUGGUAAGGGUACUCGAAGUGCAAAAGUUAGAACUCUGAGUAGAGAUGAAGUUCUCCAAGCACAUUUAUAUAUAUUGAAUAACACUAAAGAAGUCAUCCCUUAUUUAAGUGCUCAUAAAGAUAUUGCGAAGAGAAAUAAUCCACGAAUGUCUCAAAAAUGGGUCAUUAAUGAGCACAACAAAACUUUUUUGAAGUGGUUCAAACAACAGGUUCAAAAUGACAACACAACUUCUGAUACAUUAAAUUAG
Molecule: messenger RNA, 2589 nt
Organism: Vigna unguiculata (cowpea)
Lineage: Eukaryota; Viridiplantae; Streptophyta; Magnoliopsida; Fabales; Fabaceae
Biological process (GO): proteolysis
Molecular function (GO): cysteine-type peptidase activity
Source: RefSeq, a predicted model, not a curated record